Messenger RNA from Styela clava, 2813 nucleotides. RefSeq lists its product as uncharacterized. Gene Ontology annotation, molecular function: calcium ion binding. NCBI's taxonomy places the organism in Eukaryota, Metazoa, Chordata, Ascidiacea, Stolidobranchia, Styelidae. The record is from RefSeq and is a predicted model, not a curated record.
CCUUGACAAAUCAUUCUGUUUCAACGGUGUUGUAGCUUGGUUGGUAGUUCGUUACGGUUUGUUAUAUAUUUUGGUGAAUCGUUUCAUCCAUAUGUUUCAUCCGGUUGCAAUGAUACAUUUAAAGAUUUUCAUCGGUUUGGUUAUUUGUUGUUCAGUUAACGGUUCUUUGUACACCGAAUAUAUAUCGGGACGUUCACUUUACAGACCUUCCAUGGAAAAUAAGCCAAUCAUGGGCACAGAUGCAAUAACUAAAAAAAAGUUGUUAGACGUUUUAUUUGUUGUUGAUAUAUCACGAGCCGCAACUAUAACAGACUUGAAAAACUUCAUUAUCCACACAACAAGAGUUCUUGAAUUAGAGGCGACAAAAGCGAAGAUUGGCGUCUUAUCGAUUCCGUUAAAUGGAGCAAAGCAAAUCAAAUUGAAAGAAGGCAUGGACCACAAAAUAUUCAUCAAUUUGGUGAAGCAACGACUCACUACGGAACAACAAUUGUUCGACCUGAACAAUGUGCCAAAGCUCAUUCCCAUAAAAAUGAGCGUGGCCGAAGGAGGACGCGCAGAUGCAAAGAAGAUUGUAAUCAUUGUGGCAGCUUCUUUUCCAUCGCUCUCUGCUGUAAAAUCUGAUUUGAUAAGUUUAAAGAACAAAGGGUACAUAUUCUUCAUAGUCGGUCUGACCCAAAAUUCUGUUGCCUCUAUUCCCGACCUUAAAAGUUUGGUAAAGGAUCCAAAGACUGAUCAUCUUCAACUUGAUGCAUACCGUCUGCUGACCACAGAUAAAAUUAACGAAGCGAUAAUCAAGGCAUGUGGUAGGGAUCCCUGUCUACCAAACCUUUGCACUAAUAGAGGAGAAUGCGUUUCGACUGCCUUGCCACCGGGCUAUAAAUGUAAUUGCCCUGUUGGGAGAAAAGGAACCUUGUGCCAAUUGAAGGAUAAAUGCAACCCGAAUCCAUGCAACGGUGGGAUUUGCGUAGACCCUCCUAACGAUCCGAAAGUGGACUGCACAUGUUUAGCCGGAAGAACAGGGGACUUUUGUGAGAAACUGACAUGUACUUCAAAUUAUUGUAAAAAUAAUGGAAAAUGUAACGACAUAUCAGGGAAACCAAUCUGCAAGUGUGUUACUCGUUUUCUUCCGCCGAGGUGCGAAAAAUCGAGACCUAACCCGUGCAAUCCUACAACUUGCAAAAACGGUGCAACAUGCAAGCCUUCACUUGACUGGAGAUCUCAAACUUGUCGUCCCUGUAAAGCUGGCUUCACUGGACGACAUUGUGAAACACCGGUUGUCAAGACAUAUUGUCAGUUGAAUCCAACUAUUUGUCAGAACAAUGGCAAGUGCUCAGACUGGGGCACAACAAAUAACUUCAUGUGCGAUUGUUCCGGUACAAAAUGCGGUGGAAAAAAAUGCCAGAUGUGCCAAAGAACGGCAUUGAAUUCGUGUUCGCCGAAUCCAUGUAAAGGAGAUUGCGUUUGUCAGUUGUCGAACACUCACGAGUCCGGCUAUAAAUGCAUUAGUCCUUCUGGAUUACUAGGAAAAGACUGUUCUCUUGGUCGGCCCGCUAUUCAAUGUCUACCUACAAGUAUAUCUAUAGCACUGUCUGCUCAAACUAUCAAUGGCUACCAACAAGGACAAUCUAAUGUGUUGUUAAUUGUCGGACCUCAGUACAACCACCCAACUGCUUGUUCGAUGACAAGAGAUGCUAGUGGAAAUUACCAGACUACAAUUCCUCUCAGCGGAUGUGGUUCCUCUUCGGUGAAUGGAAACAGUGGAAUCACGGAAGUUUCAAACUCUGUUUGGCUCAAAAGUGUCAAUACAGCAUUUGACUUUCCGAUUCCUAUCUUCAAAUUCACUUGUCGAUACGAGUUGAACGACUACAAAGUGGUUACUUCCUUAAAACCUGGACUGGCAGUCGCACAAACAAUAUCUUCCAAAAAUUCGUUGAGGCCUACAGUCACGUUAUGUAAAUCUGCAUCUUGUCCUCAGGCUUGUCCUGCGAGCCUGAAAGUUUCUGAUCGGGCAAUUUAUACUGUUGGACAGAAGAUACAUCUCGAACUUGCAUUAGGACAAUUGAUAUCUCAGGUCAGUGCCUCAGAAGUUACAUCAGUGCAUCAACUCACCAUAUCUUGUUCUUCUGUACCUAACGUUGGAACGCAAAUUAUACUCGUAUCAGCUGGAUGUUUGACGAAUAGUCCAAAAUUUCCGAUCGAACUUCGUCGAAGUGGGAUUUCAGACAAAGCUUGUGUAUCGAUCAAAGUUCCAGUCAUUAAAACAUGUUCUGAAAUCUACAUACGAGCUCAUUUACAAUCGUGCGCAUCCUCUGCACGGGAGUUGUGUCCUGAUCGCUCGUCCUAUUCAUGUGCGACUCAAACCGGUAAGAGAAAAAGACGAAAUACUGAUGAAGACGGUGGCACCAUCCUCAUUGGACCACUGGUGAUUGUCAAUGGCUCGAGAGGUCUCGCGUCCGUUGAACUGUACAUGAACAACAAGCAUUCGAAUGUUUCGGUUGAUAAAAUAGUUUUGCAAGAUGAUUUUGAGACUUCUGCGUUUCCAGCCGUUGGAACAACAAUGUUGUGGAUUAUCUUAAUUGUUGUUGUCGGUUUAUCUUUAGGACUUGUACUUCGUUUGUUAAGCUUGCGUCGUUGGUAAAUUGCUUUGGGGUUAUUAUUCUAGUGUACAUAAUUUUAUUUGUAUAUAUGUUUUUUCUCUUAUACAUAACUUUUGCUUAUUUUACUAUUAAUAUUAAUUUACUAUUAUUACUAUUUUAUUUUAAUGCAUGUUGUAUUGUACAACUAGCCGAGAAUAAAGUUGAUAACCACGUUUA